This is a messenger RNA of Xyrichtys novacula (pearly razorfish), 697 nucleotides long. Lineage: Eukaryota; Metazoa; Chordata; Actinopteri; Labriformes; Labridae. The record is from the annotation of a GenBank genome assembly.
AUGCCUCCACAUUUGACCCUCUCCAGUGCAAAUGUAAAUGAUUACAGUGAUGACGAUGACAGCUGGCUCUUUCUCCAUGUGAUGGAAGAAAAUGAACAGCCCAGUUUGGUGCCCAGAAUAAGCCCCACUGUCUUGUUUGCCGAUGUAGGGGUGCCGAAUCUUGCAGUGAGAAAGUUUCAGGUGAGUGCAUUGAGCGAUGCCUCCAAAAUUGUCAAACAUGAAUUUUUUGCUUAUACUCUUGAAAGUUUUUUUUUACAAAGAUAAAGCUCGUAGUGCCAAACUACAGUAUGUCAGAGAAUACAUGUCUUGUGAAUUUAAGCGCAUGUUUAAAAUAAUAAAGAAAGGUCAUGAUAUCUCUCUGAAUGAUUUAUCAAAGCCAUUGGUUGACUGCUUCAAAUCAGUUUUACGCCGAUAUAAGACAGACUCUAAGACUCACCUUGAUUUAACAAAGGCCAUUAGUAGCAGGCAGUUUAAUGGUUUUAUUUCAAGAAUUUCUGAUGCUGAGACACAGGCCGUUUGUGAAUUCCUUGAUCAUCAGUUGAGUGAAAUGAAGGACAGUGAGCUGAGAACCCCGUCCGCUGUCAAAGAUGAUGUAAAUCUGAUGACAACACUUAUUACUGUCAAUAAUCGUGUAAUGGAUAAACCAUUGACUCUCACUGAUAUCUCUCGGAUUAAUGAGAUGCUCCGUCACCGUUGA